AAUUACUUUUGUGUAAUUGAAGACCAAAUGUAAGAAUAGCAGUACUAGUGUUGGAGUAUUUAUAUAAAGAUGAAACCUUACUUUACUGACCCUAUUUGUGUACAACUACAAGUAGCUUAAUUUUACAAGUGCUUAUUUUUAGUUUAUUUUAGAGAAGAUAGUUUGUGUGUGUGUGUUUUAUGUUUUCAGAAUCAGACAGAGCAUUGUGUUUGUGUGUAACCAACAAUAUACUACUACUACUAACACCAUUCUCUCUCUCUCUCUCUCUCUCUCUCUCUCUGUCUGUAAGAUUGUUGUGUUGUUGAACAAAACAAGUUCCCAAGGUUGGGUCGGACAUUGGAUUUGGGGUUUAAAAAGUCCUCGAGAGAGAGAGAGCGAAAACUUGUUGCUUCAACUUUAUUCUUUUCUCAACUCAACACAUUGUCUCUUUCUUCUUCUAUUUCAUUGUUAAGUGUUUUUUAUUUUUUCUACAUUGUUUCUAAAUUGUGUUACUAAAGAUCAUCACCAAACCAAUUUGUUCUGUUCUGUUCUGUUCUGUACUUUCUCAUUCUACUUUUUCAACUUCAUUCAACAAGAACAAAAAAGCUAUAUGAAUUUGUACCAACAACAAUGAGAGAUGAAAACUUCAAGAAAAGCAAGCUUUCAUGGCCAAAAACUUUGGUUAAGAAAUGGUUCAAUAUUAAGAGUAAAGCUGAAGAUUUUCAAGCAGAUGAUGAUGAUGUUCUUUAUGGAGGUGUUGAUGAAGAGUGGAGGAACAACUAUUCAAAGAGAGAAGAAUGCACUAACAAGAAAAGCAAAACAGAAAGAACAAAGAGAAGACACUCGGAAAGAACGCGGCGAUGUAAGAUUGAUCACGAUGCAGCUCAGGUUACAGAUGUGAAUAAUUAUAGAAUCUUUGCCGCGACUUGGAAUGUAGCCGGAAGAUCUCCUCCAAGUUAUUUGAAUCUCGAAGAUUGGCUUCAUACUUCUCCACCUGCUGAUAUUUAUGUUCUUGGGUUUCAAGAGAUUGUACCUCUCAAUGCUGGAAAUGUUUUGGGGACAGAAGACAACGGUCCUGCUAGAAAAUGGCUAGCUCUUAUACGGAAGACACUGAAUAGUCUUCCCGGAACAAGUGGUGAAUGCCAUACUAAUUCACCUUUUCCAGAUCCUGUUGUAGAGUUAGAUUCUGAUUUUGAGGGAUCAAUGAGGCAGAAGGCUACCUCUUUCUUCCAUCGAAGGUCGUUCCAAUCUUUGAGUCAUAGUAUGAGAAUGGACAAUGACUUGUUAGUGCCACAGGCAUGCCUCGAUCGCCGUUUCAGCGUCUGUGAUAGAAUGAUAUUUGGUCAUAGCGCAGGUGACUAUGACCCUAAUUAUAGAUGGGGGUCCUCAGAUGACGAAAACGGUGAAUCUCCUGUUAUAUCACAGUAUUCACCAAUGUCGUAUAGAGGGUUUGCCUCUAUGGAGGAUAGAGAUAGACAAACAGAUAACUCGAGAUAUUGUUUGGUUGCUAGUAAGCAAAUGGUUGGGAUUUUUCUAACUGUUUGGGUUAAAAGCAAUAUAAGAGACGAUGUUCGCAACAUGAAAGUGUCUUGUGUUGGCAGAGGGUUGAUGGGAUAUCUUGGAAACAAGGGUUCAAUAUCAAUUAGCAUGUCUUUGCACAAAACAAGCUUUUGCUUCAUAUGUAGUCAUUUGACUUCUGGACAAAAGGAGGGUGAUGAGCUAAGGAGAAAUUCAGAUGUAAUGGAGAUUCUUAGAAAGACGAGGUUUCCUCGAGUAAAUGGCAUUGGUGAUGAGAGUUCUCCUCAGACUAUUCUGGACCAUGAUCGAAUAAUUUGGCUGGGAGAUUUAAAUUAUCGGAUAGCCCUUACUUACCGUGCGGCAAAAGCACUUGUUGAGAUGCAUAAUUGGAAGGUACUGUUAGAGAAUGACCAGCUGCAUAUAGAACGAGAACAAGGUCGUGUCUUUGAAGGAUGGAAUGAGGGGCAAAUAUACUUCCCUCCCACGUACAAGUAUUCAAACAAUUCGGACAGAUAUGCAGGCGAUGAAAGACAGUCAAAACAAAAGAGAAGAACUCCGGCGUGGUGUGAUCGGAUCUUAUGGUAUGGAAGAGGCCUCCGCCAAUUAUCUUAUGUUCGUGGGGAAUCAAGAUUCUCCGAUCAUAGACCAGUUUGUAGUGUAUUCUUAGCAGAAGUCGAGUCUGUUAGCCGUAACCGAAUCAGAAAAUGCUCUAGUUGCUCCAGUUCAAGGGUUGAAGUAGAAGAGUUGUUGCCUCAUUCACAUGGCUACAAUUAUACCGAUUUAACAUUCUAUUGAUGAAAUGCUACCAAUAUUUAUUCUUUCUUGUUAACUUGAUUAAUUGAAGAAACUGAUGUACAAAGUGUAACAUACAAGGUGGGCAUUGCUAAGAGGAAUGCUAGCUAGCCCCAGUUGUGAUGUAGACAUUCUGUUAUUCUCAAAGUCUCAAAGAAGCUGCAGAGUUUGGUUUUUUGUCUACAAUCACAAACAUUGGAUUUUUUUGCAGCUAACAAUCUUUUUGGCAGUUUCUUUAAUCAAUACAAAUAGCAUCUCAAUUCUCAUUGAAAAUAAG
Messenger RNA from Trifolium pratense (red clover), 2566 nucleotides. RefSeq names its product type I inositol polyphosphate 5-phosphatase 4-like. The record is from RefSeq and is a predicted model, not a curated record. NCBI's taxonomy places the organism in Eukaryota, Viridiplantae, Streptophyta, Magnoliopsida, Fabales, Fabaceae. The transcript has 12 exons. Gene Ontology annotation, molecular function: phosphatidylinositol-3,4,5-trisphosphate 5-phosphatase activity; phosphatidylinositol-4,5-bisphosphate 5-phosphatase activity; inositol-polyphosphate 5-phosphatase activity. The coding region runs from base 610 to 2292 and encodes 560 amino acids. Gene Ontology annotation, biological process: phosphatidylinositol dephosphorylation.